Molecule: messenger RNA, 500 nt
Organism: Durusdinium trenchii
Lineage: Eukaryota; Dinophyceae; Suessiales; Symbiodiniaceae
Source: the annotation of a GenBank genome assembly
GAGGAGAAGACCAAGAAAGCCGUCUACACUCUUCUUUCUCGAGUGUGGGAGAAUGUCACGAAGAAUUGGGAUGCAAGCACUCUGGUUCCAGCAGCGGGCGGCUUGCCCAAGACGAUUGCGAAGCAACACGAUGUGGCAAAGCCCAAGAUGAUUGCAAAGCAACAUGAUGUAGCAAAGCCCAAGAAAGCGAAGAAAGUGAGCCUGAAGCAGAAGCAGAUUCCCUCACUGCCAAACAGAGUGGAAGUGAUGCAGCCUGAGCGAGGUCUGUGCUCUAUGGCUGCAAUGUGGCGCUCCGCACUUGAGAAGGACAGCUUCGUGGUAAUCCGAGACCAUUUGCCCGAAGACCGUCGCACCGCAGUCAUGGACUGCAUUGUGGCACACGUGCGGCGGUGGGUGCCGUCGGCAGGCGACAUGAAGGAAAACAACGACGUUCUUCAGUCCUUGUCCGAUGUUCCCUGUCAGCAGUGGAUGAAGACGCCGCCCGACUUUGGCGGGCCGAG